This is a messenger RNA of Olea europaea var. sylvestris, 2088 nucleotides long. RefSeq names its product calcium-dependent protein kinase 32-like. Gene Ontology annotation, cellular component: nucleus; cytoplasm. Gene Ontology annotation, biological process: peptidyl-serine phosphorylation; protein autophosphorylation; intracellular signal transduction. Bases 313 to 1875 code for a protein of 520 amino acids. Gene Ontology annotation, molecular function: calmodulin binding; calcium-dependent protein serine/threonine kinase activity; calcium ion binding. The record is from RefSeq and is a predicted model, not a curated record. The transcript is spliced from 9 exons. NCBI's taxonomy places the organism in Eukaryota, Viridiplantae, Streptophyta, Magnoliopsida, Lamiales, Oleaceae.
GAGAGAGAGAGAGGGGGGAGAAACUACGGAGAUACUAGGAAAGUCAUUAAGAAUUUUGCCUACCCUUGUGUAAACCCAUCCCCCAUUUCCAACAUUUAUGGGCAUUGUAGAUUUUCCUCACAUUUUGUCAAUUUUCAUAUUAUAACCUUUUCGUUCUCUUGAAAAAAUUGAUAGUUUUCUUGGUAUAUCCAUCCCUAAUCCCUUUUAUUUGAAAACCUGGAUGUCAGUUGAAUUCUGAGAUAUUUGAGAUUCUCAAGAGACCGUUCGGCUGAUAUAUUGACAAAAGAGGUCGAAUAAUUGAAGGUUUGAUCAAUGGGAAAUUGUUGUGCAGCGCCAAAAACGUCUGAUGAGAAUAAAAAGAAGAAUAAGCCAAAUCCCUUUUCGGUUCAUGGCGGUAAUUUCACUAUACCAGAUGGUGGAUUCAAAUUCUAUGUACUGGAUGAGCUCGGGCGAGGUGAAUUCGGGGUUACAUAUUUAUGCACUGAUAAAUCUAGUGGUGAACUGUUUGCUUGUAAAUCGAUAUCGAAGAACAAACUGAGGACUAGUGUGGAUAUUGAGGAUGUUAGGAGAGAGGUUGAGAUUAUGAAGCAUUUGCCGAAGCAUCCAAAUAUUGUUAGCAUAAAGGAUACUUAUGAGGAUGAUAAUGCAGUUCAUAUAGUGAUGGAGUUGUGUGAGGGUGGUGAAUUGUUCGAUCGGAUUGUUUCUCGGGGACAUUAUACUGAGAGGGCUGCUGCGGCUGUCACUCGUACGAUUGUUGAAGUUAUCCAGACGUGCCACAAGCAUGGAGUCAUGCAUCGUGAUCUUAAACCUGAAAAUUUCUUGUUUGCAAAUAAGAAGGAAACAGCACCCUUGAAGGCCAUUGAUUUUGGGCUAUCAGUAUUCUUCAAGCCUGGCCAGAAGUUUGAUGAGAUUGUGGGUAGUCCUUAUUAUAUGGCACCGGAGGUGCUCAAAAGAUACUAUGGUCCAGAAGUGGAUGUUUGGAGUGCUGGUGUAAUUCUCUACAUCUUAUUGUGUGGUGUUCCACCAUUUUGGGCAGAAACUGAACAAGGAGUUGCCCAGGCAAUAAUUCGGUCUGUUGUAGAAUUUAAAAGAGAUCCAUGGCCUAAGGUUUCUGAUAAUGCAAAGGACCUUGUAAAAAAGAUGCUCAACCCUGACCCCAAGCAGCGGCUUACAGCACAAGAAGUAUUAGAUCAUCCUUGGUUACAGAAUGCCAAGAAGGCUCCAAAUGUAUCUCUGGGUGAAACCGUGAGGGCAAGGCUCAAGCAAUUCUCUAUGAUGAACAAGUUGAAGAAAAGAGCUCUAAGGGUGAUUGCCGACCAUUUAUCGGUGGAGGAAGUGGAAGGCAUAAAGGAAGGAUUCCAAUUGAUGGAUACGGGCAACAAGGGGAAGAUUGACCUUAACGAGUUGAGGGCCGGAUUGCACAAGCUUGGGCAUCAGAUCCCAGAUGCAGAUGUUCAAGUUCUUAUGGAAGCAGGCGAUGUCGAUAAAGAUGGAUAUCUCGACUGCGGAGAGUUUGUUGCAAUUUCCAUUCACCUGCGGAAGAUGGGCAAUGAUGACCAUCUGCAGAAAGCCUUUGAGUUCUUUGAUAAAAACCAAAGUGGGUAUAUAGAGAUUGAAGAGCUGAGGGAUGCUUUAGCUGAUGAGGUUGAGACUACAAAUGAAGAAAUUAUUAAUGCCAUUAUUCAAGACGUAGACACAAACAAGGACGGACGUAUUAGUUAUGACGAGUUUGCUGCAAUGAUGAAGGCGGGCACAGAUUGGAGAAAGGCAUCAAGACAAUAUUCACGGGAACGAUAUAAUAGUCUCAGCUUGAGAUUGAUGAAGGAUGGAUCAUUACGGCUGAACAACGAGGCUAUAGAGCUUAAAGUGGUUUAAUGUAUAUUUUUAGAUAUUAUGGUUUCGAAUCAAAUAUUUCUUCAAUUUUUACGUAGUAUUGUUCAUGAGAUCCUUUUUAUAGUGGAUAACUAGAUAUAAUUCCCCAGAUUUUAAGUAUUUCUUGAAGUGUAAAUGUUCUGCUUCAGAUGCCUGGAGGGAUGAAGAAAUAUAUAGAAUGGGAGGUAAUCUCUGUGUGUUCAUUUGCAACAUUUA